Sinocyclocheilus grahami is the source of this 2440-nucleotide messenger RNA. RefSeq names its product negative elongation factor A-like. Gene Ontology annotation, cellular component: NELF complex. NCBI's taxonomy places the organism in Eukaryota, Metazoa, Chordata, Actinopteri, Cypriniformes, Cyprinidae. The record is from RefSeq and is a predicted model, not a curated record. Bases 42 to 1670 code for a protein of 542 amino acids. The transcript is spliced from 11 exons. Gene Ontology annotation, biological process: negative regulation of transcription elongation by RNA polymerase II.
CCUGUUAAAAUGCCCGAUCUCAUUAUUCGUCUUUUUCCAAGAUGGCGUCGAUGAGGGAGAGCGACACCGGCCUGUGGCUCCACAACAAACUGGGAUCGACAGACGAGCUGUGGACACCUUCGAGCAUCGCUUCUCUACUCACCGUGUCGGUCAUCGACAACAUACGGCUGUGUUUCUCCAGUCUGUCGCCUCCGGUGAAGCUGAAACUCUUGCUGGGGAUGCUGCACCUCCCGCGCAGGACCGUGGAUGAGAUGAAGGAGGCUCUGUCAGAGAUCAUUCAGCUGGCCACUGUGGACUCUGAGCCGUGGGUGUUAAUGGUGGCUGACAUCCUGAAAUCAUUUCCAGAGACUGGCUCACUAAACCUGGACCUGGAGGAGCAGAACCCUAAUGUGCAGGACAUACUUGGAGAGCUGCGUGAGAAAGUAAAUGAAUGUGAAGCAUCGUCUAUGUUGCCUCUGGAGUGUCAGUAUCUGAACAAGAGUGCUUUGACUACGCUGGUGGGUCCGCUCACUCCACCCAUCAAGCACUUCCAGCUCAAGAGGAAACCCAAGAGUGCUACGCUCAGAGCUGAGCUGCUUCAGAAAUCCACAGAGACUGCCCAGCAGUUAAAGAAAACUGCAGGAGUGCCAUUCCACUCCAAAGGAAGAGGUCUAGUGAAGAAGAUUGACACCACAACGCCUCUGAAGGGCAUUCCCAAAGCACCAUUCCGCAGCCCUACCACCCCAAGCAUGUUCAGCCCUCCCAGUAACAGAACCCCUAUCGCCCCUGCCCGCACACCCCUGCGCAAGGAACGGGGAGUCAAGUUGUUGGAUAUAUCUGAAUUGGAUAUGGUAGGAGCUGGGAGAGAAGCUAAGAGGAGAAGAAAGACUUUAGACACAGAAGCUGGAGAAAAGGCGGCCAAAGAAGAGGCGGUGGUGGAGAACGCAACGCCAGACUACGCAGCAGGCCUGGUGUCCACACAGAAACUUGGGGCACUAAACAACGAGAGUGCCCUGCCAUCAACCAGUUACCUUCCCGCCACCCCCAGCAUGGUUCCUUCCUCGUCUUAUAUUCCCAGCUCAGAGACACAGCCAGCAAAUGCAGGUGGUUCAGGGCGUGAAACUACAAACCGGCAGUCAGAGGAGUCGACCGCCCCAAGUGCCACUUCUGCUUCAUUACCCGGCCAGUUUAAACAGCGGCCGCCCAUGUACAAUGCCAGCACUGCCAUUCCCACGGCCCCCACCUCACCCACCACACCAACCAGCACGCCCAGCAACAAUGCCCCACCCCCCGCCGCCACAGCAGCACAGCCAGACAUGCCCACGCAGCCGCCCACCACUGCAUCCCAGCCUGCACCCACGCCAGCACCCCCACAAACCCAACCGAAAAAGAACCUGUCGCUCACGAGAGAACAGAUGUAUGCUGCGCAGGAAAUGUUCAAGACUGCAAACAAAGUUACACGGCCAGAAAAAGCCCUCAUCCUGGGCUUCAUGGCAGGAUCUCGAGAAAACCCCUGUCCAGAGCAGGGUGACAUCAUUCAGAUCAAACUGAGCGAGCAUACAGAAGUACUGCCUAAAGCGGACGGAACCGGCAGCACCACCAUGCUGGUGGACACAGUGUUUGAGAUGAACUACUCUACUGGGCAAUGGACCCGCCUCAAGAAAUACAAACCCAUAACCAAUGUCUCCUGAGGAGGACCGGGUUAACAAACACACACUCAUUUGCUCAACAUGUAUACAUUCACACACCCCUCUUCAACGCCACCUGAGGAGUGCUUUAAAAUACAAAUUUCAUGUACAUGCGCUGUACAUAUUUACGGGCCAAAUUCUGAGGUGUAUUGGGAAUAUGCGCUAGUGAAUUUCUGGAUAUUGGUUUCAGACAGUUGAAAAGGAGUUCCUGUUUGGUUGACCUCAUGUCCUAUCUCUUUUCCUGCGUUGCCAAAGACAGGGACCUCUUAUAAGACAGCUGUUUUCUUUAUCUUUUUGUUAAUGAUUGUAUCGUCUCUCAUUUUUAGGCCCAUUUCAGAUUUCUUAGUGUCUGGGAAAUGAGGCGAAAUUGAGGCGGGGCUUGUUAGUUUGUGUCUUAACCUACUUUUGAUUGACAUGUUAUUAAGAGAUCUUAAAAGGGUACAAACAUACUAUUACAGUGUGUCCUAUGAACGAAACAAAAAAAUCUGUCCGUGUUUUCACACUGAGAAUGUUUAAAACGUUUUCACGUUCCUCCUUGAACAGACAAAAAAAAGAAAACAAUAAACAAAGUGUAAAACAGGUUCUUUUUUGUUUAGUACUCUUCAAGAACAUUCUUUUUUUUAAAAAGGAGGAAAUAAAUUAAAACGGGUCCAGAUUUGAAUGAGUCGUUUGCUGAAGCUUUAGUGUAAAUAAUAUUGUAUUUAUGUUGCACUGUACAAUCACAGUCACAACCCGAAUCACUGCCUUUCUAACAACCUUCUAGUUGUUGCUAG